AUGGCCGAUCCCGUGGGCCAAGCCGGGACAACCCACUCAAGGUCCUCCGCACCACGGGUCCGCCUCACCUGCGAGGCGUGUCGCCAGCGCAAAGUGAAAUGCGACAAGUCAAGUCCUUGUACAAGCUGCCAGCGACUUGGACUUGUCUGUGUUCCCGUGGAACGUGCGCGUCUCCCGCGCGGUCGCACGCGAAAACCUGAGCGGAUCGUAGGCUCAGACAAAGAACUAUCUGAGCGGGUAGCGAGACUCGAGAAACUCUUGAAAAAAGUCGCCAAUGAGCGGGAAGAGGAAUUACAGGUUGCCUCGGCUCUCACUGUGCCCGCAUAUCCAUACACGCAGCAGCAGUCGGCAGCAGAUACCAGCAACGCCGGUCCUAAUAUCCGGCAGGAUCAGAAUGAUAACUUACCCGCUACAGGUCAGCCACAUCUUCCUCGCCCUUCCACUGCCUAUGUUGGGGGUCCAUUUUGGGAGGAUAUUAUGCAGCAGACCCAAGAAUUGCGCAGUGUCCUGGAAGGUCGUCUAGAAAAUGAGGACCACGCUGUCAAAGAUUCAGCAUCUGGGUUUGGCACAUCGCUUGUGAGCUCGGAAAGCCCUGAAAGCUCAUCAAAUUCACCCCAGGCCAACAGCCGAUUAAAUCUCCAACCGCAAAUCCGGCACAGGUUAUGUGACAUUUUCUUCCGCAACGUUGAUCCUCUCUUCAAAAUUUUACAUCGACCGUCACUACAAGCAUUCAUCAAAGAUGAGAAGCCUUAUCUUGACUAUGAGCAGGAUCACCAAGCGCCAGCCACCCUUGCUUCGGCUAUCUAUCUUUGCGCUGUGUGUACUCUUGAGGAAGGGGAAUGCCAAUCGAUUUUCAACACGAGCAAAAAGAUCGUACUCGCAGAAUUUCAAAGAGAAACCGAAUCGGCGCUCGCGAGGGCGGACUUUGUCACUACAAACGAUCUCACUGUCCUCCAGGCUUAUAUUAUCUCUCUGCUCGCCGCGAGGUCUCAAGACCAAAGCCGAAGGGUGUGGACCAUGUUGAGCAUGGCACUCCGAGUAGGCCAGGCAUUAUCUCUCCACAUCCCACAUCCACCAUUCACGGUGCGCCCUUUUGAACACGAGAUGCGCAAACGAGCUUGGCUAGGAAUUGGCCUUCUCGAUGUAGCAGCCUCCCUAGACAGGGCAUCCGAGCCCAUGAUGCAAUCCGCAUGGCUGGAUUACAACCCGCCGUCAAAUAUCAACGACGAGGACUUAUGGUUCGACAUGCCAGGUCCAAUUCCCGAACACAUAGAUGGCACAUUUACCGACAUGACCCAUACCUUGGUCAUUGCAGCGUCAGCAUCCGUAGCCCGAACCCUUGCAUUUUCAGACCUCACCGAGCCAGCCGUGACUAUUUUGAGUUUGCGGCAGCAAGUCGUCCACGAUUUCCAACAAAAGACAUCAGAUCUUCUGAGGGGCUGCAGGCCCGACCUGUCAGACUUCCAGUGGUACGCGCAGAAGACAGCGGAGAAUGCCCUCCUUAAAAUCGCUGCUGAUAACCUGCUGUGGUCACAGGAGGCAUACAACUACCCAGGUGCCAGGCCUUGGCGGUGGUACGCCUCGAUGUGGGUUCCGUGGCACGCAUUGGCUGUAGCCCUUGCCGAACUCUGCGUCUGCAAAAACCCCGCGGUGAUGUCAAAAUACUGGACCGUCGUUGACGACGUCUACCAGCGCUCACGGCUCAUAAUUGCAGAUUCUGAGCAGGGGAUGCUCUGGAAACCUCUGGAGAGGCUCAUGACACAGGCGAAAACGCGACGAAAUGAGCUUCUCGGUGCUGAUGUUGAUGCUUCUUACCAACCGGUUUGCCAAUACGCUUUCGACAGCAUUGCCACCGGACCUUUCUCGAAACAACCUGAAAAUCAACAGAAUCAACAGAAUCAACAGAAUCUUACGGACUUUUCGCUUGAUUUGGGACAGGCUGUUGGUGCACCGCGAGACUCGCACGUCGCAGAAGUGCCGACUUCCUUUGCGCCGGUGCCCUGGCCUAAUGUGUGGGAUGCGAUGGAUUUGAGUGACCCGACCUUGCAAAGUGGCUCCGAUGACACGGCUUGGUUGAGUUACGAGAAUUUUAUCGAAAAUGUUUACGAUAGCGUUGAUUCGAUUUUCUUGCCACGGUGA
Molecule: messenger RNA, 2139 nt
Organism: Penicillium verrucosum
Lineage: Eukaryota; Fungi; Ascomycota; Eurotiomycetes; Eurotiales; Aspergillaceae
Product: Zn(II)2Cys6 transcription factor
Exons: 4
Coding region: 1-2139 (712 amino acids)
Biological process (GO): regulation of DNA-templated transcription; DNA-templated transcription
Molecular function (GO): DNA binding; DNA-binding transcription factor activity, RNA polymerase II-specific; zinc ion binding
Source: RefSeq, a predicted model, not a curated record